Striga hermonthica is the source of this 1287-nucleotide messenger RNA. The record is from the annotation of a GenBank genome assembly. Lineage: Eukaryota; Viridiplantae; Streptophyta; Magnoliopsida; Lamiales; Orobanchaceae.
AUGGCCGUAAGGCCAUUCGUGCUCAUCGCUCUUCGCCAGCACCUCUCUUCCUCCGCCUUCUUUCUGCCCCGCCGCGCGGCCUCCGGAACUCCACUUGUCGUCGCGCAAGACCACUGUCAACAAAUUAAGCUCUACCGACAAAAGGAGCCGCCCAGGACGCCGCUUUUACGGCCAGAGACCGAUUUUUCCUCCACCCGCCGCCCCUCCGUCGUGUCCCUGCCUGAAACCAUGGCUCAGAGGAUUGGGAAAGCUAUUCGUCGUUCAGGCGCCCCGUCGAAGGCGCGGGCCUACCCCGACGUCAAUGUCAUACGCCCUAAGGAGUAUUGGGACUACGAGUCACUCACCGUUCAAUGGGGGGAGCAGGAUGAUUAUGAGGUGGUGAGGAAGGUGGGCAGGGGCAAAUACAGUGAGGUUUUCGAAGGCGUUCACACAACGGACAAUGAGAAGUGCAUUAUCAAGAUUCUAAAACCUGUGAAGAAGAAAAAGAUCAGGAGGGAGGUUAAGAUUUUGCAGAAUCUUUGUGGUGGGCCAAAUAUUGUGAAGUUGCUUGAUAUCGUAAGGGAUGAACAAUCAAAGACGACAAGUCUUGUAUUUGAGUAUGUGAAUAAUACAGACUUUAGAGUGCUGUAUCCAACACUUUCGGACUUUGACAUUAGAUAUUAUAUCUAUGAACUUCUCAAGGCAAGCAUUUUGGCCUUAGACUACUGCCAUUCUCAAGGCAUCAUGCAUAGAGAUGUGAAGCCCCACAAUAUCGCAAUAGAUCACGAGCAGCGUAAACUUCGCUUGAUAGAUUGGGGGCUUGCGGAAUUCUAUCAUCCUGGAAAAGAGUAUAAUGUUCGAGUAGCUUCAAGCAGAUAUUUUAAGGGCCCUGAACUUCUCGUGGAUUUGCAAGAUUAUGAUUACUCCUUGGACUUGUGGAGCCUGGGAUGUAUGUUUGCUGGAAUGAUAUUUCGCAAGGAGCCUUUCUUUUAUGGGCAUGAUAAUUAUGAUCAACUAGUGAAGAUUGCAAAGAUACUGGGGACAGAUGAAUUAAAUGCUUAUUUGAACAAGUACCGGUUGGAACUGGACCAACAUCUCUCUGCCCUUGUCGGAAGGCAUAGUAGAAAGCCAUGGACAAAGUUCAUUAAUGCUGAUAAUCAACAUUUAGCUGUUCCUGAGGCCGUUGAUUUUCUCGACAAAUUGUUGCGAUAUGACCAUCAAGAAAGGCCAACCGCAAAGGAAGCAAUGGCCCAUCCUUAUUUCUACCCCAUAAGGAAUGCAGAAAAUCGCCGUGCUCGUGGUCAAUAA